AUGGCGUUCAGAGCGCUCGCUCUUUCGUGCAUCCUCCUCCUCGUCUCGACGUCCGCGUUGGCGCAGCGCGGUCCGCCUGGCGGAGGCCCUCCCGGCGGUCAGGGACCGGGGGGCGCGCGCGGAGGCCCUGGCGCCGGCUCUAGCGGUCCCGACGGCCCUGGCGGAAAGCGGCCACACGGUCCGCCGCUGAACCUGACGGCCGUCGGGAAUCUGACGGCCGAUGUCGGCGCGCGACUGGCCAACUGCACGGCUGAUCAGACGAUCCUUGACGGCCGCUUCCACCUCGCCAUUUUCAAGAACGCCACCGGGAAUUGCAACCUUCUCGUCGAGGCGCUCCUGGUGGACGCGGCGGGCGGUCCGCCCGACUCGCUCGCGAUCGUGAAGGGCGCCGCGUGCGACGCCGCCGCGACAGCCGUCCUCGCGCUGCCGCUCGCCGCGGCGGACUGGCAGCAGCGCGCGGGGUGGUGGCUGCUGCACGCGGAGGCGCGCCUCGACGCGUUCGUCGAGAACGCGGACGCCGCCACCCUCGACGCGCUGCUCGCGGUGCUCCCCAACGCGUCGCUUCCGCGCAAGAGCGGCGGAGGCGCCCGCGGAGGCAGCGCUGGGGGCGCGCAGAGCGGACAGGGCGGGAGGCGCAUGGGGCGGGAGCUGCUGAUGCGCGCAUUUGGCCGCGCGGCCAGGCAGGGCAGACAGAAGCAGGGGGGGCAGCAGCAGCAGGGGGGAGCGCAGCAGCCGCCUGCAGGUGGUUUUUCAGGUGGAUUUCCAGGUGGAGAUAGUGGAGUGAACAGCACUGUGAGCGGAUAUGCUGUGCUGGCGAGCAGCAGCGCAGCAGGUGUGACGUGGGGUGGGCAGCUCAUGGGGGCCAAGUUGCCGGAUGCUGCUACUGCUGGUGCUGCUGGUGGUUCUGCUUGA
Messenger RNA from Closterium sp. Yama58-4, 912 nucleotides. The record is from the annotation of a GenBank genome assembly. NCBI's taxonomy places the organism in Eukaryota, Viridiplantae, Streptophyta, Zygnematophyceae, Desmidiales, Closteriaceae.